Messenger RNA from Meloidogyne enterolobii, 195 nucleotides. The record is from the annotation of a GenBank genome assembly. NCBI's taxonomy places the organism in Eukaryota, Metazoa, Nematoda, Chromadorea, Rhabditida, Meloidogynidae.
UGUGGACAUUUAUUUGUGAUGGGAGGGUGCUCAGCACCAGGUUGCCAUUUAAAUAGUGGAGAAUUGCUUAAUUUGGAUUUUGCCAAAGAAGCAGAAAAUUUUAAAAUUGAUGGGAAAUUACUCGAUUACAACAAUAUUAGAGGAUUUUCUUGUUCUGCAUUUUGGAAAUGGUGGAUUUAUUUUUGGAGGUUAUGA